AUGGUUUACAACGCACGUUGGGGUAUUCUAGCUACCGGAGGCAUUGCUAAAACCUUCGUAAAAGACCUCCUCAAAGACGCCUCAGCCCGCAAUGCCUCCGACAUAAGUCACACCGUCACCGCAGUCGCAAGCUCCUCGUCCGCCAGCCGCGCACAAGACUUCAUCACCGAGCUCUCCAUCCCCGGCAGUCCCAAAGCCUACGGAUCAUACGACGAGCUGGUCAAUGAUCCCAACGUAGACGUCAUCUACGUCGCGACCCCCCAUUCGCAUCACUACCAAAACGCGCGUCUGGCGCUGGAGGCGGGUAAAAAUGUGCUGUGCGAAAAGGCGUUUACCGUUAAUGCGGCGCAGACGAAGAUACUCGUUGAUCUCGCCAAGGCUAAAGGAUUGUUUUUGAUGGAGGCUGUGUGGACGAGAUAUUUCCCUUUGAGCGUUCAAGUGCGCGAUAUUAUCCAAAAGGAGGAGGAGAUUGGGGAGGUGGUUCGCGUGCAGGCAGAUUUGAGUAUAGGAAACCCCGACGGAUUCGAUGUUGCGAGUCGCAUGGUGAAUUUGGAUCUUGCGGGUGGUGCUUUACUCGAUUUGGGAAUUUACUCCCUCACAUGGGUCUUUCAGACCCUUUACCACACUCUUCCCCCUUCCCAACGCAAACCCCCUUCUUCAAUUCAAUCUUCCAUGGUGAAAUAUCCCGCCACUGGCGCAGAUGAAGAUACCACCAUCCUUCUCACCUUCCCCACAACGACACCAAACAACAACAGACGCACUUCUCAUGCCGUCGCCAUGACCGCUUUUGCAGUUGAUUCUCACCCCAAGGGCACACCCUCGGUGCGCAUUCAGGGCACGAAAGGUGAGAUUCAAAUCAUUGGUCCUGCGUUUCGGCCGGUGAAGUAUCGCGUUGUCCCGACGGAUGAGUCCAAGCAGAUUCGAGAGGUGGAGCCCGAGUUUCCUGCUGGUGGGCACGGAAUGUACUGGGAGGCAGAUGAAGUGGCGCGCUGUCUGAGAGAUGGAAAGCUAGAGAGUGAGGGCAUGCCGUGGGAGGAGAGUAUUGUGAUUAUGGAGGUUAUGGAUGAGGUCAGGAAGCAGAAUGGGCUGGUCUAUCCGGAGAAGAUUGAGAGUGUUGAGUAUCCUGUUGCCUUGUAA
Messenger RNA from Talaromyces amestolkiae, 1137 nucleotides. RefSeq lists its product as uncharacterized. The record is from RefSeq and is a predicted model, not a curated record. The transcript has 4 exons. NCBI's taxonomy places the organism in Eukaryota, Fungi, Ascomycota, Eurotiomycetes, Eurotiales, Trichocomaceae. The coding region runs from base 1 to 1137 and encodes 378 amino acids. Gene Ontology annotation, molecular function: nucleotide binding.